GCGCGCAUGCGCAAACGCUGCAUCCGGUGUGGCGGUCUAAUCUAGGAGUCUGGGGCAUCGGCCGAAGUACUUAGGGUGUAGUCAUGUCGGCGUCUGUAGUGUCAGUUAUCUCGCGAUUCCUAGAAGAGUACUUGAGUUCCACUCCGCAGCGUCUGAAGUUGCUGGACGCGUACCUCCUGUAUAUACUGCUGACCGGGGCGCUGCAGUUCGGUUACUGUCUCCUCGUGGGGACCUUCCCCUUCAACUCUUUCCUCUCGGGCUUCAUCUCUUGUGUGGGGAGCUUCAUCCUAGCGGUUUGCCUGAGAAUACAGAUCAACCCACAGAACAAAGCAGAUUUCCAAGGCAUCUCCCCGGAGCGAGCCUUUGCUGAUUUUCUCUUCGCCAGCACCAUCUUGCACCUUGUUGUCAUGAAUUUUGUUGGCUGAAUCAUUCCCAUUUACUUAAUGAGGAGUAGGAGACUAGAAGAACGUUCACUUUUUGGUUUCCCCUGGAUACAAGUUCCAAAGAUGGCAGCUUGUUGGACACAUGGAUUUUCUUCAGAUUUGUAUUUACCUCUGAAUCUGAUUGGUAUGCAGGUGGAGAGCCCAAAGAAGUUCUCUUUCUCUGUGUCAGAACAACUUGUAAUGAACAUCUAUUAACAUGACCUCUGCCUUCUAUUAAGUGUAACCUUUUGCCUUCCAAAUUAAAAAACUCCAUGCUACUCCUC
Molecule: messenger RNA, 706 nt
Organism: Galeopterus variegatus (Sunda flying lemur)
Lineage: Eukaryota; Metazoa; Chordata; Mammalia; Dermoptera; Cynocephalidae
Gene: DAD1
Product: defender against cell death 1
Exons: 3
Coding region: 84-425 (113 amino acids)
Biological process (GO): protein N-linked glycosylation
Cellular component (GO): oligosaccharyltransferase complex; membrane
Source: RefSeq, a predicted model, not a curated record